Molecule: messenger RNA, 3626 nt
Organism: Perca flavescens (yellow perch)
Lineage: Eukaryota; Metazoa; Chordata; Actinopteri; Perciformes; Percidae
Gene: pals2b
Product: protein associated with LIN7 2, MAGUK p55 family member b
Exons: 15
Coding region: 807-2561 (584 amino acids)
Molecular function (GO): protein binding
Source: RefSeq, a predicted model, not a curated record
GGGCUUAUAUGGUCAGAAAACAUCAGUCAAUUUGAAGCUGCCAAUUGGGUGGCUAAUGGCGCUCUCUUGUGGCCAUAAGGAUAAGGUCUACUUUGAAACUAAAUGAAAGGAGAAAUUGCAUUUCCAGGAGCAUUAUUGCAAUUACACGAGUGGUUAGCCUACCGCAACCUGACAUCAAGUCAGCCCAUAGAGCACAAAUCAAGCAGUUAAGAGGCAUUGCAGACACAGUCUGCAGUGGAAAUGAGAUACAACCCAAACGACGAAAAAACAUUCACAGUGGAGCCCGGUGAACUCCUGGCUUAAUGUGGUGGUUCAACAUUUUCAAUAGAGUAUCCAAUCAUUAAUACAACUGUAACAUUGACGACACUCCACGACCAUGUUCACCGCUUCGUGGCCUCUCCCAGCUAAAGGCUUGGAUUCUCUGGAAAUAAUAGAAGAUGAAGAAUGAAUGCGGACACUACAUGGAGUCUGGCAGAGGAGGCGGGGCGUGUGUGUUUGAUUGGCGUCGUGUUCUCUGGUAGUCUGUUGCGGGACCGGGACAGACAGCUGAGGGGGGCCUGAAUGUCCAACCGGGACGGUCGGUGGACUACCGCGAACUCACACAAACGAUUCACAGGUCUUCACAGUUGACUGAUGAGCAGCCAGUAGGACUGAGGUUGUGCUACACCGACUGGCACAGCGGGUCAGCAGUUACCAGACAAGACGAUUGGAGGACAGAAGACAUAGUUGCAGAACUACUGGUGGUUUACUAGUGGUUAGCCUUAGCAUACUUGUGGCAGCAGAGAGGAAGAAGGAGGGCAUUGGCGAUGGUCACAGCUAUGGAGGACGCCUGUCCCAAUGGGGUACGGGAGGAGGAGGAGGAGGUGAUGCCCCCGGGACAGCCUGGCAUGGAGGGGCCCCCGGCAGUGCAGUCCACCCAGGAAGCAGAUACGUCUGGAGCCAUGCAGCAGGUGUUAGAUAAUCUGGGUGAGCUGCCCACCUCCACGGGCGCCAAAGACAUUGACCUGCUCUUCCUGCGCGGCAUCAUGGAAAGUCCCACUGUACGCUCCCUGGCUAAGGCUCCUGAACAGCUGGAGGAAGUGAAGCUGGAGGCGGUGCAGGACAACAACGUGGAGCUGGUGACGGAGAUUCUGGGAGACAUCAAAAAUCUCAAGGUGAAAGACGACAGCGCAGCCGAACUGUCCAGGAUCCUCCAGGAGCCACAUUUCCAGUCUCUUUUGGAAGCACAUGACAUGGUGGCCUCCAAGUGCUACGAAAUCCCGCCCCCGACUGAGACGACCAAUGAUGCUGCAGUAAACAGCGCUCUGAUGCAGGCCGAUGCUGUGCGGAUGAUUGGCAUCCGAAAGAAGGCCGGAGAGCCGCUGGGCGUGACAUUUCGUGUGGAGAAAGACGACCUUGUCAUUGCUAGAAUCCUUCACGGCGGCAUGAUUGACAGGCAGGGUCUGCUCCAUGUGGGUGACAUUAUAAAGGAAGUGAACGGGAAGGACGUAGGCAACAACCCUACCGAGCUGCAGGAGAUGCUCAAAGACUGCAGCGGAGGGAUCACAUUGAAAAUACUCCCGAGCUACCGAGACGCUCCCGCACCUCCGCAGGUGUAUGUGCGGCCAUACUUUGACUACAACCCAGCAAAUGACAACCUGAUCCCUUGCCGAGAGGCAGGGAUGGCCUUCAAGAAAGGUGACCUUCUUCAGAUUGUCAACAGAGAGGAUCCCAACUGGUGGCAGGCUUGCCAUGUGGUUGCUGGGGCAACGGGACUGAUACCCAGUCAGUUCUUGGAAGAGAAGAGGAAAGCUUUUGUCCCUCGAGACUUUGAUGGAUCAGGGAUCCUCUGUGGAACCAUAGCUGGAAAAAAGAAGAAGAAGAUGAUGUAUCUGACAGCCAAGAAUGCAGAGUUUGACAGACAUGAGCUGCAGAUUUAUGAGGAAGUGGCAAAGGUGCCAGCAUUCCAGAGAAAGACGCUGGUUCUGAUCGGUGCUCAGGGUGUGGGCCGACGCAGCCUGAAGAACCGGCUGAUGGUCCUCCAACCCACGCGCUUUGGCACCACUAUACCAUACACUUCACGGCGGCCCCGUGAUGAUGAGCUGGACGGCAACUCCUAUCACUUCACUACAAGGACAGAGAUGGAGGUGGAAGUGAAGGCCGGCCGGUUUCUGGAGCACGGCGAGUACGACGGCAACCUGUACGGCACCAAGAUCGAGUCCAUUCACGAGGUGGUGGGCACAGGACGCACCUGCAUCCUGGAUGUCAACCCACAGGCUCUGAAGGUACUGAAAACCGCGGAGUUCAUGCCUUAUGUGGUGUUUAUUGCGGCGCCAGAUUUUGAUACUCUAAAGGCCAUGCAUAAAGCUGUGGUGGACGCAGGAAUCACCACCAAGCAACUCACGGAUGUGGACCUGAGGAAGACGGUGGAUGAGAGCGCCCGGAUCCAGAGGGCUUACAGCCACUACUUCGACCUGACCAUCGUCAACGACAACCUGGACAAGGCCUUCGAGACGUUACAGGCCGCCGUGGACAAACUGUGCAGUGAACCCCAGUGGGUCCCGGUGAACUGGGUGUACUGAGGACCAGCUCCAGCGACCACUCUGAGCGGGUCACACUGACCCACCAGCAUGUCUGUGGCCACAAAGGCCAAAGAAGAGGAGAAGAGUGCAGAGAUACUUGUGCAAAAUAACAUAAAUAAUGAAAAAAUAAAAAAAAAUCAUAUAGCUUUUUCUCCUCUUGGGCCUGCACGCUGUGCAACUUUUUUUCUACUCAAAACUCAAAGGGAAAAAGUGCUUAUUUAUUUUAUAACUUUUUAUGAAAGAUCUUUCUAUUCAAUGUGGAAUUCCAUUGAGAACGAAACAAAAAAAUCUGGUCACGUACUCAGGCCAUAUUUUUGCAUUAAUUUAUUGUUGUAGUUACACGUCUUAUUUUGUAGUCGUUUCCCUUGAUUUCUUUGUCUUUGUCUGUCUUCGUGGACAUCGAGGAUUUCUGAUCAGCCAUCCAAACUUCAGUAUGAAGACAAGGAAAGGAGAUGGAUUAGAAGAUCUUUGAGCAGUCAUCGUCCAAGAAACCUGUCAGUUGUCACACAUCCUUGCCAUGCCUGAGCAACUUGUGUAGCUGUUUUAUUUUCACGUCCAAACAACUUUAUCUUUUAGUGUUUCUGUUGCCGGCCCUAAAUUCUUCUAUCAGUGUCAUCCACGGGAUCAACUGGGCAGAAAUAAAGAGGUAAAAAGGCCUGUUUGCGCACAACUCCUCCAACACGUAAAAGAAAAAAAAAAAACUUUAUAAUGUACUUUUUCAAGAUCAAACACUGUGUCUGUUAAUCAUGUCUAGUUUUGUUUUCUUACACUAGUUUUUCAUCAGUGUGGUGAUUUAUACAUAUAGAGUGUAGUGUUUUGUCACACUUGAUCCAUUGAUUUGUUUUGAAUGAUCCUGUUAUCAGCCUGUCUGUCUGUCUGAAGUAUGGCCAUCUACAUUGUCAUUGGAGGUCAUCGUUGCGGUUUACAUAAGCCAAUUUGUUCAUGUUUUCUAUAUGUGAAUGUGGCACAAAGCCAGUUCCUCCUUAUGGUCCUUCUCUUAAGUGUUGCAGUAUGCCAAAGCCCUGAUCAUACUCCAAAUAAAGUUUGAAAUUCAGUAUUGUUAAA